Messenger RNA from Sphaeroforma arctica JP610, 2253 nucleotides. RefSeq lists its product as hypothetical. The record is from RefSeq and is a predicted model, not a curated record. NCBI's taxonomy places the organism in Eukaryota, Ichthyosporea, Ichthyophonida. The coding region runs from base 154 to 1644 and encodes 496 amino acids. The transcript is spliced from 12 exons.
CUGCUUUCAGAUGAGUGUACGCCAUUGCACACGGUAUCACCACAGUAGAUUAUCACAAAGUUUGAGGAAACCAUGGUCCUGUAAUUUCAGCUGCUCAGUCAAGACUACCAUGGUGUUGUAGUACUCUGCAUAAUAUUACAUAAGUUAGUUGAAAUGCCACCACCGACAUAUAUCUACGAAGGUAACGAUGUCAUUCGGGACAGAGAGAUAUUCGCUGCUAAGUCGCAGGAACUCAAAUGGUACUGGACUUUGCUGAUAUACUUAGCUGUACUAUUCCUCCUGGCCCCCAUCUACUUUUCUUUUGAUUUGGCCGCCUCAGAGGCCGAUUCUACGAGGAACAUUCCACUGGCGAUUGCACUUGGCACUAUUACAUUGAUCAUAGCGUUGAUAGAGCUUUUGAUGUACUGGAUGAUUCGGAAGGCCCAGUGUAUGACAAUUAGAGGGAAAUACUUUUACCUCGCAUUCUUCUCUACGCAGUUCGUAUCCGCUGUCGUCUUCAUUCUGUCGAUGAUAUGGUCGUCUGGAAUGGUUGGCACUACCGAAAGUGUGACCGUCGCCGGAAAUGACAUUCUCCUGCCGGAUCAACAAUCGUCCAAUGUGCUAUUUGCGCUGUGGGUGCUACGAAAGCUUUUCACCGUACUACUCAUGGUUCUUAUUACGGGAAGGAUGAGGUACAUCGUCAAUCUCUACGUCAAUACCAAAAGACUGCGAGAGGAGGACGAAUGGAAGAAUUACUACGCACAAUUGGUUGUCUUUUUCCCGGCCGCCUACAUCGAUUUUCUCGUCGAGAUAUAUGCAUCUUACAUUCUAGAGUUCUACAAUGGCUACAAGCUGCAGUACAGUUCAUCGUCCAUUGUGUACUUCUACGCAACGGUCGUUCUGGCUAUCCAACUGGCUCAAAGUAGGGAUUGGCGUCACUCGAUACUCGAUUGGGAUGCCGAUUUGCGAUUGGCUAUCAUAUCAUUGAUAAUCUUUCUGAUCUGGUGCGUCAUAGUUACGCAAGAACCGGAAACAUACAUGUUUGACUUCUUGAUUGCGGGCUUAGGCCAGUACAAUCUUAUGGUCUACGGCUUUGAUAUCCUGGUUGCUCAGUACAUCUACUGCCGUGAGUUUGCAGCCGAUACCGGGCAUGUCCCAAUGUACAGUGAUUCGCUCACGCGGCAGCCACACCGUACGUCCGUGGAUGAAACGGGUGAUGCAGCAAUGGAUCAUGGUUCGCGACAAGGACGAGCAACGGUGACCAGUAAUAAAGAUUGGUAUCGCAGAUUAGAUGAGCUGCAGAAUAGAGCGCUAUACCAACUAAAUGUGGAUUUGAGUGCGGAGCAGCCCUACACAUUGCACACAAUGAGGACGCCGGGAGACAGGACAAUGACAGAACGCCAAUGGGAAGUCCAGAGACACAAAAAUCGUAAUCGCGAGGAAAUAGAGGCUGGCGUUAUUGCACAAGUCACAAGUAUCAGCUCCGACACAGAUCACGCGUCUGUUGAUGACACCGAGGAAGGAGUUCACGAUGUCAAUUCGAACUUCAUCGCUAAUGAAACAUAUGACGGGAUGCAACAGGCUAGCAUAGAACAAACCCCUAGUGUGACAACUGCCUCUGUCCCAGGUAAAGAAUCCGCACUCGACCCGCAAGCACCAUCAUAGUAUGAGGUAUCUUUCGCAAUGGCCCUAAUAUCCGCGUUAAUACAAGGUUGACGGUACCAAGGUCACAUAGGUUUCUCAAGGUUAUAGCGUCAUUGUAUUAAAACUGCUGAAGGUUACGCACUUUGAGACGGAUUGGGAUUACGCGACAAUCCUGCUAUCCAUUACCAUUAGAGCGCGGCUGCUAAGGUUGUGAGAUAUCUUUUCAUAGGUUGUGAGACGCCAUCACUCGCUGUCAUGAGAGUCACAAUGGUGAGCAUGGUUAAAUUUCAAGUGUGGACGGUAGUCCACGAUGAGACUUUAACAUCGAGCAUCAGGGUGUGAAUAAUAUCUCACUCUGUCAUACACGUGGACAAGUCGACCCGCAUCGACAAAAUUGUCGACAGAUAAUAGCACUUCGGCGGGCCCAUCAGAGUCUUCACUAUUAUUAAUCCGGUUACUACUCGCAUACUUGUACGAAGGUCUUUUCGAUGUAAUACAUAAUGAAGAUAUUCUCGAUAAAGUGGAGGUGUGCAACGUCAUCGACUAUUGGCAGCGAGUACAGCCACAAGUCGAAGGCACAAUCCAAUGAAAACCUAGCACUUAUUCUCUAAAUUCUUACCAGCCACGAAC